CCCGUGCAAGACCUCAAAUGGACCAGCGAACCACCCAAUUAGGUCCAGGAUGUCAGCAACAAUCGAUGCUAACCACGAAGAAGAGCCGCCUCAUCAAUAAACCAGCGCAAGGGACUAUGCCGCAGCUCUAGCACCCAGAAAGACAUUUGAGCACCAUAUCCAAGCCUGCACAACUCACCUCGUCCCAGCCAAAGUGCUAUCGUUGAUCAAUCCACCAUGUCCUUAUCCGCACCCUCCUUCUCCUCCACCUUGGGAGCAGCAUAGUUCGACUCGACGGGGAUAUCCUCCUUAUUCCCAUCGACAUCCAUGCCCUCACCUUUCAUCUUCUCCGCCUUCUCCACCGUCUUCUUUGCAAGUCCAUUCGCCACACCGACCUCCUGCAGCUUCUUCAGGCCCUCCAGUGAGAUCGUGCCCACCUGCGGCGCCGCCGGCGUAGAAGAGAAAUCGGCUUUACGACCUGCAGCGAAGUUGAAGGUCGUGUUCGCGAUUCUGCCUAGCUUCGCCUACUUGGGCGCGUGCUUGGAGCCAGCCAUGCCGGUUGCGUCGGCGGUGCCGGGGAUAUCUAGGGGUGGGUUCGCGGGCGUCGCUCUUGGGAAUGGAGUCGGAGUCAUUAUGGGUGCGCCUCACCAAAUGAGUGGCCUCGCGGAGCUCGUUAGUGUGGGCGUCGUACGAGGCCUUGUUCGUGGGUGCGGGUUUAUGGCCGAUGUCCAUGUCCCCGGCAUGGGUUGGGUAAACGAGCUGAGGCUGGGCCUGGAAGAGAGGGAGAGGCUUGAUCUGUCCCAUCUGCUCGGUGCACUGCCAGAGAGAUGGGCGGUUGAAGUGGGCUUUGCGCUUCCAGCAGCCAUUGAAGUUGGCGCCUUGGACCUGCUGGGCGAUCUUGGGAAGAGCCUCGUUGAGCGCUUGACCUGA
This is a messenger RNA of Paraphaeosphaeria sporulosa, 909 nucleotides long. RefSeq lists its product as uncharacterized. The record is from RefSeq and is a predicted model, not a curated record. The transcript is spliced from 2 exons. Lineage: Eukaryota; Fungi; Ascomycota; Dothideomycetes; Pleosporales; Didymosphaeriaceae. The coding region runs from base 307 to 909 and encodes 200 amino acids.